Molecule: messenger RNA, 1062 nt
Organism: Cherax quadricarinatus
Lineage: Eukaryota; Metazoa; Arthropoda; Malacostraca; Decapoda; Parastacidae
Source: RefSeq, a predicted model, not a curated record
AAGUCCACCCCUAACAGUGACGUGAUAAGAUGAGAUAACAUUUGAUGAGAGCUGACGUUUGAUGAGCAUUCUGAGCAUUCGCAAGGGUGCAGUGAUAAUACUUGAUAAGAAAAGAUUAGGGCCUGCUUUGUUUUCGCUGGUACACAAACAUGCCUGUCUAUUUGUCUGUCAAGCUCCCUGUCUAUGUGUCUAUCCGUCUAGCUCUCUGUCUCAGAGCGAGCCACAAGACUGCAUCGUCAUCACGUUGACUCAUCUUCAAGCAGAGUACAGCACUUUUUCUGACAACGAAAUGGAUGGUGACGAUGCUAUAAAAACUCCCAUAGAGGAGGUCAGUGGUGGAUGGUUGCACCAGCUAGUUGUGUAUGCUGCCAGAAAUCCAUGGGAGUUUUGCUGGUACCUUCUACUCUGUCUUUCACCCAUGUUCUUCAUCUCAGCUAUACUCUCCUGGAAAUUGGCUAAAGCACUUGAGGCUCAAGAAAAGGCAUUUUUAAAGAGAAGAACGUACAGUAGUGUGUUCGUGCGAAACAACGUGGCAGCUUCCACCCAGCCAGAUGGCAGUGAAAUGAAGAUGGACCAUAUACUAAGAUAAGAAUCGUAGAGACAAGAGGAAAGCCAAUAUAAGCAAGGUGAAGCGAGGGAAAGCAAACUGAUGGCCAGUGAGUAGCAAGAACAUAUUCUCUCUCUGGCUGACUGUCACAAAAGCAACUUUCAACUGUGAUUUGAGUCAUAUAGUUUAUAGCCUGUGUAGGAUGCUUGACUUCUAGCAUAGCAUUCGUAUUAUGCUGAAGCAUUGUCCAUCAUUUAUUGUUUGAUGAUAAUUUUUUAUUUAACUUCUUAAUAUGUUUAUAUUACAGAAUAUUUAUGUAUUACAUUUCUGUAUCAGAAUUUAAUGUUCAGAUGUAAUUCCUUCUUUAUAAUCGAUUAUGCAGGUAGCUACCAAAUACACUUGGAGUUCCAGAAAUAUAUACACUACACACACACACACACACACACACACACACACACACACACACACACACACACACACACACACACACACACACACACACACACACACACACA